AUGUUAUCUUCCCUGGCACUUUCGGCAGUGCCAUUGCUGCUCGCUGGCUUGCAAGCCACAGCAGUGGGUGCCGUCCCGUCCAUUUCAGCUGUGGGGUCCAAGUUCUUCUACGAGAAUGGAACACAAUUCUAUAUCAAAGGAAUUGCUUAUCAACUUACCCCAAGUGACCCACUUGUUGAUACUGCCCAAUGUAAGCGUGAUAUCGCCCGGAUGUCGGAGCUGGGCACCAAUGCGAUCCGUGUGUACCACGUGGAUGCCCAUGCAGACCACAAGGGCUGUAUGUCCGCACUGGCCGAUGCAGGAAUUUACUUGUUCGUCGAUCUGGACACUUUCAACACUCAGAUUGAACAGACCGAGCCUCACUGGAACGAGACCCAGUUUGAUCGCUUCAAGGAAGUGCUCGAUGAGUUCCAAAAGUUUGACAAUACCGCCGGUGUCUUGGUCGGAAACGAGGUCCUUACCACGGCUGAUGGCUCGGCCGCUGCUCCUUACGUCCUUGCCGCUGCUCGCGACAUUAAGGAGUACCGGGACAAGAAGGGCUAUCGCGAGAUUCCCGUUGGUUACUCCGCAGCAGACAUUGCAGAUCUGAGACCCAUGUUGCAGAAUUACAUGGCCUGUUCCAAGAAGGCCUCCGAGCGCUUGGACUUCUAUUCCCUGAACGCCUAUGAGUGGUGCGGUUCAUCCGGCUAUGAGCAAUCUGGAUACAACAUCCUGCAAAAGAACGCCACGGAUUAUCCGAUCCCGAUCUUCUUUUCUGAGACUGGCUGCAACACUCCCGCACCCCGCACUUUCGAGGAUCAGGCUGCUAUCUUUUCUGAGCACAUGUCCGACACUUGGUCUGGAUCUAUUAUCUAUGAGUGGAUUGAGGAGACCAAUGAUUACGGUCUGAUUAGCUAUGGGCCUUCGGUCGCAGCCUCGACUGCGACCGCAAGCACCAUUGAAGACGGCUUCACGCGAAAGGGUACCCCAACACCCGUAUCGCCUGAUUUCAACAACCUCAAGUCCCAGUGGGCUACUUUGCACCCCACAGGUGUUGCCCUUUCUGCCUACCGCAAGAGCGUAUCCAACAUUGCGGCUAUUGAGUGCCCUGCUUCCACCUCUGGCGGCUGGGCGAUCGACCCAAGCUCGCCGCUUCCUACCUUGGGACAAACUUAUAAGAAAAACUCCGAUUCCACAUCGACGACUACAGGCAAGGAAAGCAAAGCUACUUCAACCGGAUCUCCCUCUGCAUCGGCAACAAAGGAGGGCGCUGCCCACGCUGUAGCCGUCGGCUCGCCAGCCACCGAGCGCCUGCUCGCUGGAUCGUUGGUGCUGUCUGGUUUGUUGGGCGUGGUUGCAGCCUGGCUGUGA
Penicillium paradoxum is the source of this 1350-nucleotide messenger RNA. It is a transcript of the gene gel6, whose product is annotated as putative 1,3-beta-glucanosyltransferase. The transcript is spliced from 4 exons. Gene Ontology annotation, cellular component: cytoplasm; fungal-type cell wall. Lineage: Eukaryota; Fungi; Ascomycota; Eurotiomycetes; Eurotiales; Aspergillaceae. Bases 1 to 1350 code for a protein of 449 amino acids. The record is from RefSeq and is a predicted model, not a curated record. Gene Ontology annotation, biological process: fungal-type cell wall (1->3)-beta-D-glucan biosynthetic process. Gene Ontology annotation, molecular function: 1,3-beta-glucanosyltransferase activity.